AUGCGAUUUCGCGAAUUUUGUGUCCAGCCCGACACUGCAGCGAAAAUUUUAUUAUUGGGACACAGGCCGCCUAUGUGUUGCCGUGACGACGUCGUUCCGAGGGAAAAAUCCAGUUUCCGUUUCGAAAACCCUCCCAAAUUCUUUAAACAGUGUUUGACAAAUUUCCGUAUGUCUAUAUAUGAGACAAUUAGCUGCUGUUCUUUUUCAUAUGGGAAAAUCUCCACGCCUUGCGAAAGGGCGGCGCGAAUCGAAGAACGAUAGCAGCGAGAAAAAGAGGAAGAGGCCUACGAUGGAGGAGGAAGAAAGUAGUGGCGGAGAGGCCGAGAAACAGCGGGGUUUGCGGCUGUCGGAGGUGAUUUCAGACUGCAUAAAGCGGUGGUUCAUUGAUACCCUCAAAGAGGCCAAGGCUGGGGAUAUCAACAUGCAGGUGCUCGUCGGCCAGAUGUAUUACAGUGGUUACGGCGUCCCCAGAGAUGCCCAAAAGGGAAAAAUUUGGAUAACAAAGGCUUCAAGAGUGAGAUCUUCAGUUUGGAAAGUCAGUAAUAAACGCCCAGGUUAUAAUGCAAGUGAUUCGGAUUCCGAUUCAGAUGAACCUGUUGAGAAUUCGUGAUUAGAUUAACUUGGGAUGCUUGACUAUCCAACUUAACGCUAUCCUUCGGAAUUCGCAUGUGAUGUAACAGUAGGGAAAACACACUUGUGAGUUAAGACUUGAAUCUGUUAAAACAUGGCGUGAUGGAUCCUGAGACUUUCAGACGUUUGCAGUUGGUACUUACAUCUCAUAUUAAGCUGGGAAAGAGAUUGAUUAUACUUGGAUGGGAUCUCUUCAGAUUAUUCGCCCUUGCUGAGUUUAGUGUUUUCGAUUUCAAUCACAC
Olea europaea var. sylvestris is the source of this 872-nucleotide messenger RNA. RefSeq lists its product as uncharacterized. The transcript is spliced from 4 exons. The record is from RefSeq and is a predicted model, not a curated record. The coding region runs from base 179 to 610 and encodes 143 amino acids. Gene Ontology annotation, molecular function: protein binding. Lineage: Eukaryota; Viridiplantae; Streptophyta; Magnoliopsida; Lamiales; Oleaceae.